AUGGACAACGAUACACAACUUGGGCUGAAUGUUCAGUUGGGCACAGGUAGCCGAGUGAUCGCUGCACCACCUACCGAUGGCUAUUCCCCCCAAAGACCCCUCCCCUCUGCUGAAAAGGUGGAGAGUGAGGAGCCAACCAGCCCCAAGAAUUCCAAGACACCAGGAAAGAAGAGUGAGGAGGAACUACAGGAGGAGGAAGAGCUGCAGCUGGCCAUUGCCCUCUCCCGAUCUGAGGCAGAGAACAAAGAGAAGGAAAAACUUCGUGCAACUUCAACUAUCUUGGGAAAUUGGCGGCAGACAUCACCCACUCCGGCCUCUCCUGCCCCACAGUUAAUGCAGGACAAGGAGGACAUGGAUCCUGAACUUGCAAGGUACUUGAACCGCUCAUAUUGGGAGCAGCAGCAACACCAGCAGCCACAGCAGCAGAAGUCGUCCUCCCAGUCAGGUGAUCCAGCCAGCACCCUCUCCCCUACACAGCCCUCGGCUCCAACGUCUGGCAACAGAACACUCAUGUCACCCUCAAAACUAGAGCCAGUAAAGGUGACUGAGAAUUAUCAGAAUGGGGAAACAGAAGAAAUUGACGAGUUUGUGGCAACACUGCGUACUCAACUGGAGAUAUUUGUGAACCGUAUGAAGAGCAACCAGAGCAGAGGUCGGCCCAUCGCUAAUGACACGGCCGUGCAGACACUCUUCAUGAACAUCACAGCAAUGCAUGCUCAGCUGCUCAAAUACAUUCAUGAACAGGAUGACAAACGAGUGAACUUUGAGCGACUACAGGACAAGAUCUCACAAGUUAGGGAUGCUCGGGCAGCCCUGGAGGCACUGAGGGAAGAGCACCGUGACCGUGUCAGGAGGGAAAGAGAGGAGCAGGAGCGAAUCAGGCAAAUGCAAAUGAUGCAAAAGCUGGAAAUCAUGAGGAAGAAGAAGCAGGAAUACCUGGAGUACCAGAGGCAGCUCGCCCUCCACCGCAUGGCUGAGAGUGAACGGGAGAUAUUCAAGGCGUCAGGCAUGGCAGCUCCAGGACCCAUGUACUCCAUGGGCUACCCACCAUACCCUGGUGCCCCAGGACCCAUGCCUGGCCACAUGUAUCCACCACAGACUGAAGGAGGAGCUCCUCAGACAAUUCCUCCACUUCCCCAGGGAGGUUUGCCUCAAGGUGGAGCAGCCCCAGCAUCUAUGCCAUUCCAGCAGCCUGGUCCACCUCCCAAUAUGCCACCAUACCAGCCUCUUCCUCCUGGCCACCCUGGAGGCAUGAUGCCAGUGCCACCACCGGGUGGUGCUCCACCACCUGCAUCUCAGCCAAACUUCCAGCAGCCAGCCCCAAUGCCACCUGAGUUUGCCCCAUAUAAUAUGCAAGGUUUAGCCAACACCUUGCCUAAUGUGCCAGGGUAUCCACCUGCUCAAGGCCAACCUGCCCCCAGUGCAGGGCCUCCACAGAUGCCAAGUCAGCCUGCCAUGACCACUAGUGGUCCUGUUCAUGGAGUGCCGCAGGACAUGAGUGGGGGUGCCAGCCAGGUGCCUCCCGCACAGCCCAACAAUCCCCCAACGCCACAGGAUCAACAGGCUGAGCUGAUUUCCUUUGAUUAAUCUAGGCAGUUAUUUGUCUUGGACUUAAUGCAGUGUGUACUGUUUCAUAAGGUUUGAUUUUGUAUUUGCAAAGUGUAUUCUAUGAUUAUCAAUAUCUAACAUUUGUAGUUUUAAUCUUAUACACAAUCUUUAGCAAAGUAAACAAAGUGUGCUAUGAUAUAGAAUGUAUAUAUAUUAAAUGCAGAUUGACUAGAUCAUUCCCACAAUGAUAUGCUUACAUAUGUAUAUGUGAAAUAUUUUAACAUAUGUAGGAGUUGGAAAAGUUUUCUUUACAGUUGAUACAUUUUGUUUAUAAAUGAGCACGUCACUUAAGGCAAAGCAGGAGCCAAUAGCAGCAAUUAUUGAAGCCUGACAGCCGAGUCAGAGCACUCCUGAAGAAGGAACAGCUAUUGUAGUAGUUAUGACAUGAACCCUCUGUUUGGCUCAGUUAUAGGAAGCUUCUUUAAUUAUUAUAGGUAAAAUGCAUUUGGAGCAAUGGAAUUUCACUUCAUGAUGUCAACUUUCAUGGACAUGUACUUUACUUGUAGUGUACUGAUGAUUUUGUUGAAUAUUGGUCAAAUGUUUGGUGAGAGUCAUAGACAUGCAAGAAUUUCUUUACAGGUCCUAAUUAUGCUAUGGCUUCUUUACCUUUCCUGCAGAUAUAAAAUGACAGGCAAGAGACAACAUGAAUUACACUUUUUUUCCUCCCCGCCCCCAAACAGGAACUUACUCUGUACAGUGUUGGACUUUGUCAGAGAGAGGUUUUUUUUUUUUUUUUUUUUUUUUUUUUUCUUCCAUAAAAUGAUAUAAAUAUAACAUCAUUUGAUAUAAAUGUAUUAUUCCCAUACCAUGAAUGGAAGUGUGGUUGCCAUACAAUUUUGAUUCUUGGAUUUUCCCUUUUCAGAGCUCACAGUAUCAGAAUAGAGAUGUUAAAUUUUUUUUCUUAUAUAUUUUACAGCUUUUAUUCCAACAUUUACACAAACUUUUUUUCAGUCAUUUAGCGUGUGUAAUAAGUAAGCACUUUUUAUUAUCAAUAUCUAUAAAUAAACAAGAAAUGUACAUUCAGUGAGAUGGUUGGAUAUGCAUGUGGCAAUGUCCCCAUGUCUCGUGACCUUGGCUUCUACUUCCACAGUUACCGGAGAAUGGAACACACUAUUGAUUCUACUACUUUUAGUUUGCUUUUUCCAUUGUUCUGAAGUCUCAUUUCCUAUUUAUUAUACUUUACUGAUUAUAGAUUUAAGAAGUAACUUUCUAGAAGGAAGUUAAAUUUUUAUAUGAUGAUUUUUUUGAGGACAGUGCUGUGUAGCUUUAUCUGCAACAAUUUCAGCUCAUCUAAACAUUUAUAAGCAAAAUCAUUAUCCUUCAACAAUACCAAAGCUUUCAGUUUUAUUUUAUUGCUUUGAUAUACUGUGUACGUGUUAGGAAAGUCAUCUAAAAAGAACUGUAUAAUUGCC
Molecule: messenger RNA, 3020 nt
Organism: Portunus trituberculatus (swimming crab)
Lineage: Eukaryota; Metazoa; Arthropoda; Malacostraca; Decapoda; Portunidae
Product: hepatocyte growth factor-regulated tyrosine kinase substrate-like
Exons: 10
Coding region: 1-1587 (528 amino acids)
Source: RefSeq, a predicted model, not a curated record